Molecule: messenger RNA, 1079 nt
Organism: Hypanus sabinus (Atlantic stingray)
Lineage: Eukaryota; Metazoa; Chordata; Chondrichthyes; Myliobatiformes; Dasyatidae
Gene: cep19
Product: centrosomal protein 19
Exons: 4
Coding region: 501-995 (164 amino acids)
Biological process (GO): microtubule anchoring at centrosome; trans-Golgi to periciliary membrane compartment transport
Cellular component (GO): centriole; centrosome; spindle pole
Source: RefSeq, a predicted model, not a curated record
UGCCCAUCCUUACCCUGAGCGACGCCCGCACAAACACGGGCGGACAGCAGCAGGAAGAGCACACGCAGCCCGCCCAUCAGAGCACAGCGUCCUCGGCAGCCUCGGCCUGUGAAAAUCCAAUCUAGACUUGCAAUUCAGGCAUCUUAUUAAGCGCCCCGAUAGCGCGGUGUUUUCCCAGGUCGGGGCGUCGGGGUUCCGAGUUCAAUCCCGGCGCCACCAUGAAAUGCGUGGGAUUUCUCCGGUUAAAGGCCAGAGACCUGCCGCCUAGGCUAGGGUGAAAUCGGCGUUGUCGGGGAGCGGUGCGGCGCGGCUCGAAGGGCCUAUAUCGCUAAAUAAAUAAAACGUCCCAGAAAGAUAGGCCGGGUUGUCAAGGGAAUGAGGCCUAUUUCAGACUGCUGGCGAAAUUCAUCCUGAAGAUACCUGGGGACCUUCGGAGGUAUGACUGAUUGUCAUAACACCACUGACUCUCUAUGGGUUUUGAGUUCUGCAGCUGAAACAAAAUGACCUAUAUUCCAAGAAAGUGUGGUAUUAAAUUUAAGCCACCUACUAUUGUUUUAAUCUAUGAAGAUGAAAGUACUAAGAAGACUCGGCAAAGACUGAUACCUAUUCGAAAUUUCUCCAGAUUUUCAGAUUGCUACCGAGCCGCAGAAGAGAUUAAGAAUAACCCUCGACACCAAGUAUAUCUAAAUGGAGUGUCACAACAGCAGCUGCAGAAAUUGUUACACCUACUGAGGGAUAGCCUGAAUGGGCUGAGUCUUGAAAAAAGUUUGGAGGCAUUCAUGAGGACGAACUCUAUUAACCCAGAGGAGGACCUCAAUAAACUUGAUGACAAUGAAUUGGCAAAAAAGAAAAAAAUAAUGGAUGAACUGUUUGAAAAGAACCAGCGAAAACCCAGUGACCCAGAAUUUGUUUAUGACCUGGAAGUUGACUUUCCACAGGAUGACCAAAUCGAGUCAUGUGGCUGGGAUGAUGAAGAGCAAGAUGGAGAGAUUUGAUUGAUCAUUUUUAAAAAUUGUCAGUGUGAGAGUCAUGUAAUAAUCCAGAGAUGAACAUAAUAAAGUUAUAAAUGUUCAAACUGA